Molecule: messenger RNA, 2321 nt
Organism: Quercus lobata
Lineage: Eukaryota; Viridiplantae; Streptophyta; Magnoliopsida; Fagales; Fagaceae
Product: G-type lectin S-receptor-like serine/threonine-protein kinase LECRK1
Exons: 1
Coding region: 1-2301 (766 amino acids)
Biological process (GO): protein phosphorylation; recognition of pollen
Molecular function (GO): protein serine/threonine kinase activity; ATP binding
Source: RefSeq, a predicted model, not a curated record
AUGGCAUCUGUACCAGUUCUGUCGUUACUGCUGGUUUUACUAGUUCCCGUUCAUGCAAACGCUCAACAGAACCUGUCCAACGUGAUACACUCAGGGUCUUCUCUUUCCCCCAAUGCAAACCGUACUUGUUGGGUCUCACCCUCUGGUCUUUUUGCAUUUGGUUUCUAUCCACAAAAUGAUGGAUUUGCUGUCGGAAUAUGGCUGCUUAAUCAAACUGAGAAGACAGUCAUCUGGACUGCAAAUCGAGAUGAUCCACCUGUCUCCUCUAACGCUACAGUGGAAUUAACUAUCGAUGGUAAGUUGAUGCUUCGAACAGGGAAAGGCAGAGAAAAAUCGGUUUAUAAUGCGUCUCGGCCUGCAAAUUCAGCUGCUAUGCUCGAUUCUGGUAAUUUUGUGCUCUACGGCACUGAUUCCAAUGUAAUCUGGGAUAGCUUUGAUUUUCCAACUGACACCAUAUUAGGGGGUCAGAAUCUCUCUUGGGGCGAUAAAUUGGUUUCAAGUGUGUCUAUAUCAGACCAUUCGAGUGGACGUUAUUCACUUAAUAUGAAGGUAGAUGGAAACCUCGUUGCCUACCCCGUAAACAGCUCGGAUGACGCGAGUGCAUAUUGGCCCUCUGGUACUUCUAAAAGUGGCUACCCUGCACAUCUCGUUCUCACUCGUUUAGGCGUGCUAUUGGCAAAUAGCUCAUAUCCUGACAAGAGUGGAACUACCAUCUACCGUGCAACACUUGAUGCAGAUGGGAUCUUUAGAUUGUAUUUACACCAGUUUAAGAGCGACAAUAGCUCAAGUAUGUUAAUGGAGUGGUCCGCUCUGUCUAACCAAUGUGAAGUAAAGGGUUUCUGUGGACUCAACAGUUACUGCUCAGGCAAGGGCAGCAAAGCUGACUGUUACUGUUAUCCUGGAUUUGAUUUCAUCGACACCCACAACAAGGUCCUAGGCUGCUACCAAAACUUCAAUGAAGAUGAUUAUGAUUGCGGACGCAGUGAAGAUCCAGCGAUGCUGUACAAUGUCGCUUCUUUAGAGAAUGUGUCGUGGGAUGGAAUUUAUUCCAUUAAGCCAACAGAAAAUAACGCUUGUGGCCAAUCUUGCGUGGAAGAUUGUAAUUGUGGAGCAGUACUGUAUACUGAUGGCUAUUGCAAAAAAUAUAAGCUUCCUCUUAGAUAUGGUAGAAUAAUAUAUGCAAACAAAUCAACUAUAGCUUUCUUCAAGGUGAGUAAAGUCCGGAAAGUUUUGAUUGAAAGCAAAAGAAGUCUGAUUUUGAUGCUUUCUAUUAUGUUGGGUUCAGUUUUAAGCUUGUGCUUUGUUUUGGCAACCUCUAGUAUCUUGGUAUACAGGCACAAAUUUGACAGAUACAGAAAACUGUCAGAAAACGUGAACUUGGGAUUAGCUGAAGAGUUUAGUCUGCAGUUAUUUUCUUACAAGGAGCUUGAGAGUGCUACGGAUGGCUUCAAGGAAGAGUUAGGUAGGGGCUCAUAUGGAGCAGUUUACAAAGGGACAAUCUCUGAGGGUGGCAAAACUAUUGCUGUUAAGAGACUUGAGAAAGAAGUGGAAGAAGGGGACCGUGAAUUUCGGGCUGAAAUUACUGCAAUUGCACGAACUCAUCAUAAGAAUUUGGUUCGACUACUUGGUGUUUGUAUUGAGGGAACUAAGAAGCUUUUAGUUUAUGAGUACAUGACUAAUGGCUCACUUGCUGAUCUUAUCUUCAAGGCUGAGAGGCCCCCAAUUUGGAAAGAAAGAAUAAGAUAUGCACUAGAUGUGGCCAGAGGGCUUCUCUAUCUGCAUGAAGAGAGCGAAGUCCGUAUCAUCCACUGCAACAUAAAGCCUCAAAAUAUACUCAUGGGUAAUAAUUGGACGGCAAAGAUUUCUGAUUUUGGUUUUGCAAAACUACUAAUGCCAAAUCAAUCAAGAGCCACAAUGGGUGAGGAAGGGACAAAUGCAUAUUUAGCUCCUGAAUGGGAAAAGAAUUCCUUGAUAUCAUUACAAACUGAUAUAUACAGCUUUGGCGUUGUGCUUUUGGAGAUUGUCUGUUGUAGAAGAAGCAUUGAAGUAAAUGUUUCUGCAGAUGAGAUAAUUCUUUCAAAUUGGGUAUUUAAAUGUUUUGUUGCAGGAGAGUUGGCCAAGCUUGUGGAAGAUGAAAAUGUAGACUUCAUGACGUUGGAAAGAGUGGUGAAGGUGGGCUUGUGGUGUGUUCAAGAAGAUCCAGCUUUGCGCCCUUCAAUGAAGAAUGUAAUCUUGAUGUUGGAAGGAAAAAUAAAUAUUCCUAUUCCUCCAUCACCAGAUCUUUCCAUUGUUGUUUCAUGAUAUGUGCACUUUCGUUGAUA